AUGAUGGAAAACAGAAACGUUCUGAAGGCCGCUCGCCUCCUCGCGCUAGCCACCAUCGUCAAAGCUCAAGCAUCCUGCGAUCUCACGGCCGAGACACACCCAUCUCUGACCUGGCAGGAGUGCAGCUCCGACGGAACCUGCGCGGACGUCCAGGGAAGCGUCACCGUGGACGCCAACUGGAGAUGGACCCACGACAAGAGCAGCAGCACUAAUUGUUACACGGGCAAUACCUGGGAUAGUUCCCUGUGUCCUGACGACGCCACGUGCACGGAGAACUGCUGCAUCGACGGUGCCAACUAUGAGUCCACCUACGGUGUGAGCGCCUCAGGGUCCAGUCUGAGUCUGGACUUUGUAACCGGGUCCAACGUCGGCAGUAGACUCUACCUGCUGGCGAAUGAUAGCUCAUAUCAGGGGUUCAAUUUGCUGGGCAACGAGUUCACCUUUGAUGUCGAUGUGUCGAAUCUGCCCUGCGGACUCAACGGUGCCCUCUACUUCGUAUCCAUGGACCUCGACGGCGGCGCCAGCGCCUACUCCAACGCAGGCCCCGGAUACGGCACAGGCUACUGCGACGCCCAGUGUCCCCGAGACCUCAAGUUCAUCGCCGGGUCCGCCAACGUCGACGACUGGACGCCCUCGGACACCAGCGCCAACUCGGGCGUCGGCGGCAGGGGCGCGUGCUGUGCCGAGAUGGACAUCUGGGAGGCGAAUGUUGUCUCUACCGCGGUGACCCCCCAUACUUGCACGGACCCGUCGUACCAUAGCUGCUCGGGAGAUAACUGCGGAGGAACCUACAGCUCCACCCGCUAUGCUGGUGACUGCGGCGUCGUUGACACGAGCUCGACCAUCACUGUUGUCACGCAGUUCGUCGAGGAGAGCGGAACGCUUAGUGCGAUCAAGCGGUUUUACGUGCAGAAUGGCGUGGUCAUCGCGAACAGCGAGAGCAACAUCGAGGGCAACGCCGGAUACAACAGCAUCACGGAAGAGUUCUGUUCCACGCAGAAGUCGGCGUUUGGUGAUGACGAUAUCUUCGCUGCUCGCGGGGGUUUCUCUGGCAUGAGUGACGCGCUGGCUAAGCCCAUGGUCCUCGUCAUGUCUCUCUGGGACGAUUACUACGCCAACAUGCUCUGGCUCGACUCCACGUACCCAGUGAACGAGACCGGCGCCGGCACAGGUCGCGGAACCUGCAGCACCGACAGCGGCGUGCCAUCCGACGUCGAAUCCAAGUCUGGGUCAUCCUCCGUUGUAUACAGCAACAUCAAGUUCGGACCCAUCGGCUCCACCUUCGACAGCAGCAGUGUGAGCAGCGACUCCGGUCCAAGCUCCGGCUCCAGCUCUGCCCAGGCCUCAAGCGCCAGCUCCUCUGUGUCGCAAGCUGUUGCAGAGUCCUCAACCGCCGCCGCUACCACCUCUGUUGAAGCGGUCCAGACUCCGGCAUCGAGCGCCGCGUCGAGUGUCGAGGCUCAGGCCCAGUCUGCGACGGCUGCGACGGCUGCGUCAUCUGCCAGCGCCGCCACCGAGCCCGUGACGAAGCCCAAGACCUGCAAGAGGCGAAACAAGUCUGUUCAGAACUAG
Messenger RNA from Diaporthe citri, 1572 nucleotides. RefSeq lists its product as uncharacterized. The record is from RefSeq and is a predicted model, not a curated record. Gene Ontology annotation, molecular function: hydrolase activity, hydrolyzing O-glycosyl compounds. Bases 1 to 1572 code for a protein of 523 amino acids. Gene Ontology annotation, biological process: carbohydrate metabolic process. The transcript has 4 exons. NCBI's taxonomy places the organism in Eukaryota, Fungi, Ascomycota, Sordariomycetes, Diaporthales, Diaporthaceae.